Molecule: messenger RNA, 5653 nt
Organism: Actinia tenebrosa (Australian red waratah sea anemone)
Lineage: Eukaryota; Metazoa; Cnidaria; Anthozoa; Actiniaria; Actiniidae
Cellular component (GO): extracellular matrix
Molecular function (GO): serine-type endopeptidase inhibitor activity; protein binding
Source: RefSeq, a predicted model, not a curated record
UAGGGCCUCAAGAAGAAAUCUGUCUUCCUAUUUCGUAAAAUCUCUUAGAGAAUUUUCUAUUAAAAGCCCUAAAAUUCUGAAAGAGAAAAAGGACUGUUGCGCCCUCUCACAGAAAGAGGGGAAAGGAAUAUUUUUCGCUGUUCUAUUAAGCUAAAAUGCACAUACGAUUUCGUGUGAUCCCAGCAGUUUUGUCCUCAUGGCUUCUGAUCAUUUUGACCGUCCACCUCACUGCCCCAAUCACCGAUGCUAGUGUUAAUGUACCCGGAGCAUUUGAACGUGAAAUAGAUAACUUAGCAGCUCUUGCCAGAGAACAGCGAAGUGUUGAAGAUCUUGUACCAGCAGAGGAUAAGCCGCUUCAGCCGCGUUCAAAAGAAUCCAAAUGUUUCCUCGAAAGUCGACCAUCUGAGGGAGUGUUCAAGCGCGUGGAUGCCUUAUUUGACUUUGCCGACAGAGCCGAAGGUGAAUGCCAGCGCCAUCUUUUCAGCUUGAUCGAAGAGCAAGCCAAUGGUGUUGACAUUAGCAAGAAGGCUACACAUCAAGAGUGCUUGGCCAAAUGUAGUGACUCUGAGGAAUCCAAGAAGUCUUGUAGCAUUUUCCUUCCAAACUCUGACAAAUACUACCACAAGCUUGUCGUCAAGAGUAAAACCACUGGAAGACGAUUUGGUGUUUGUGUUCGAACGACCAGCUUUGAUGCUGAGGAUAACCGCGAGAAUGGUAUCUUCAACAGCAAGAAAGAGUGCAAAGAUGCCUGUGGUUUUUCAGAAAAGGACACUUCAUCCCAAAAAAGAAGCCAGGUACCAACAUUAAACAAGCGAUCAGGUUGUGAACUCUACCCCUGUGAGAAUGAUGGCACAUGUGUGAACGGAACGUGCGUAUGCCCUGCAGGGUUCGAUGGCAAUUUAUGCGAGAACAAAAAAUGUAACCCAACCUGCCAGAACGGCGGUGUCUGCCAAAACGGUGUCUGUCAGUGUCCCGGUGGCUAUACUGGAUCAAGCUGCGAAACUGCCGUUUGUAGUACACCUUGCAAGAAUGGAGGAACUUGUAAAGAUCCACAGAGGAAUACCUGCCAGUGUCCUUCUGGAUUCUUCGGCAGCCUAUGUGAACAUGCAUCCUGUGUACCCUUCUGCGAGAAUUUCGGAAAAUGCGUAAGGCCCAAUGUCUGUGAUUGUGCCUUUGAGUACACUGGCCCGCGAUGUAAUGCCAGUAAAUGUGCUCACGAUCCUGGCAAURGAGGAGACUGCAAGCUAAAUGCGACCGAUAUGGUGUACGAGACAAUAUGUAUCCCAGGAUAUUCUGGCGAUGGAUGUACCGUUAAGUCAAGAUGUAACAUGAACGUCCAGCCUGGCUACAGCAAGUUGAUUGUCGAUAAGAUUCUUACAACUGCUGGCCAAAACGUCAACAACUUGGAUUGGACUGGAAACAGUGAUUCUACAUCCACAUGUUUAGCCUUCUUGAAAACGCUCAGGAAUGCGUGUAACGGAACAUCACUGACCUUGAACCAAAACAUUUGCGAGGCAAACUGCAUUCCUGCACAAACGGGUAAAGUUUGCGACAGGCUAUGGAAUCCAGCAAAAUACAACUAUGGGAGCGAAUAUUUUGUGAGCAAAUGGUAUCAUGAUUCAACCACUAAGUCCUGCAAAACCUUUGACUUCCUUGGAUGUUAUGCCAACGAUAACAGCUUCAAUAGUGAAAGCGAGUGCCGGGCAUCGUGUGUGGAACCUGUUGCAACAAGUCCCCCACCACCUCCAACCUACCAUCCUACUACACCUGACGAACCUGGUCUUUGUGUGGCACAUGGUAGAGCGCACUUCAGUACGUUUGACCAUACAGAUUACGCUUUCUAUGGCAUUUGUUCGUACCUUCUUCUCUACAUCAAUGAUCCUAACAUCAACUUCCAAGUUAUCCUUGACAACGAUCCAUCGUGCGACAUAAACAGCAAAUGCAAAAAGACAGUCAAGAUUGAUGUGGCGGGUAAAAUCAUCGAACUUUUGCCCAAAGUAGGCAACACUCAAAUUGUAAAAAUUAACAAGAACAUCGUCAAACUUCCAUACAAGCAGGAAAUGCCAAGUAUCAGAGAGGUUGGCGACCACGUGAUUGUGCAAACCAGUGAUAAUAUCUUCAUCUAUUGGGAUGGCUACGAGAACGUCAUGAUCAAGUUACCAGAUUCCUACAAAUCGACUGCUGCAGAGCAAAAAAUUGCUGUAAAGGGUCUUUGUGGUAACUAUGAUGGUGACUCAUCUAAUGAUCUUACUGGUUUGGACAACAAGCUUUACACAAAGAAGACCAUCAAUGAUUUUGGAAAGUCAUGGCUUCAUGACACCUUGUGCACCAAAGAACCCUCGAAGCCACAGACAUGUUUCACUUUACCAGGAGAAUCGUACGAAGAUGCCCUCAACCGAGCAGAGAGAAUCUGUGAAACAAUUAAUUCAGCGCCUUUCCAACCAUGCCAUCCUAAGCUAUCGAGUAAAGAAUUCAAGUAUAUGUGUAUCGCAGACGUCUGCGCGUGUAAUACUACAGCCCGAAGUGACUGCCCCUGCAAUGCGUUGGCGAUGUACUCUCGAGCAUGCGCAUGGAGCCAUAAUACCACCCUAGCCUGGAGAAGUCCCUCUCUAUGCCCUGUCACAUGUCCAACGGGUAUGGUGCACAGCGAGUGCGGAUCGGCUUGCCCAUUGGAAUGCACCAACUUGAACAAUGACCCCUCAAAAUGCCAAUCCAAAUGUCUGGAUGGUUGUCAUUGUCCUACUGGAGAAUACUUCGAUAAUGGAAAAUGUGUUGCUAAAAGCAAGUGUUCCUGUCACCAUUCAAACAUCCGUUAUCCACACGGUUCUAUCCGUCAAAGUGAAUGCGAAAACUGUACUUGUAACGGUGGACAAUGGAAUUGUCAAAAGAUUCCUUGUAAAGGAACUUGUUCUGUUCUUGGAGAUCCACACAUUAAUACCUUUGAUGGCAGGUCAUACAAUAUGCAUGGCAGGUGUGCAUAUGUCUUGUCUGAACACUGUCACUACAGCGCCGCAGAAACCAAGAAAUUUUCUAUCGUUUUGAAAACCGUCAACUGUCAGUCUGAUGCUGCCUGCUCUCGCCAGCUCAUCAUAAACAUUACUGGUGCAGCGCUUAUUACAUUGGGUAGUACAAAGAGUGGUAACAAUUUCUUGCCAACAAUUACAGUCGAAAAUGGUAACCCCAAAACGUACUACUCCAAACUGGUUGACAUCGAACAUGUUGGCCAGCAGACCGUGCAAGUACAUGCAGUUAUCGGGUUCAUGUUGACCUGGACCGGUUACAAUGCUUAUCUGACAGUUAAACCUGGUCUUGAGGGUCAGACUUGUGGUCUUUGCGGAACCUUUAACCACAAUGCCGGAGAUGACUUCCACACACGUGAUGGAGACACAGAAGUCACAGCUAUUGCUUUCUCCAAGGAAUGGAUGUUGCCUGACAGCGCACAAGUUGAUCCAAACUGCCACAGAACCAACUGGGCAAACCUCGACAACCCGUGCAGUUUGUACAGCAGCUAUCGAACAUAUGCCAAUGACAGCUGUAGCCACAUUAACGACGUAAACGGCAUCUUCAAGCACUGCCACCGUUACAUUCCACCAAAUGAUUACUUUCAAAAGUGUUUGGGUGAUGGUUGCAAGUGCAAGGAUUGUCUCUGUGAAGUCGUCUCCGCAUAUGCCAGAGCUUGUGCCGAGAAGAACAUCAUUGUUAACGGAUGGAGAAAUAUAAUCACUGACUGUGCUUCCAAAUUUAAGUGCGAAGCAGGAAAAGUUCUCAAACAGUGUAAUAAAGAUCCAGCCACCAAUCAACCUAUUUGCCCUCUGACAUGUAACGACUUGUCAAAGGUUUCUCAGACCUGCAGCAGCCGCGGAUGCGUUGAGGCAUGCUACUGUUCCACGCCAGGCCAUUACUUGAACAACGAGCACAAAUGUGUCCCUAAGACUGAAUGUCCAUGCUACCAUAACGACAAGGUGUACAGAUAUCAAGAAGUACGCAAAGAGGGUUGCAAUAACUGCACUUGUGUUGGUGGCUCCUUCGAGUGCACAAACGUCAACUGUGAAUCUAUGUGCCAGGCCAAGGGAUUGGUCUAUAGCGAGUGCGGAAAAACAUGCAAAAACCUUAACGAGCCUUCGAAUUGCCAAGCUGGUUGCUUUUGUGCUGCUGGACUUGUUAUGCACGAGAAUGGAACUUGCCUCCCUGUCGAUCAAUGUCAGUGUACACACAACUCUAAGUUCUUCGACAAAGGAGCUGUAUCGCCAAUAGACUGUUCAAGACGCUGUGAUGGUAAGAGGAAUUGGGCACAAACACCUGGUAUCCAAUCUCAGCCUGAGUACGAGUGUUCGUCUUUCGGUCAGGGACACAUUGAAACAUUCGAUGGAAUGCUCUACAACUUCGACAACGCAGGAUGCAGCUACAAAAUGGUGGAUCAUGCAGAUUUCGGCUUAGUGGUGAAAAAGAAGAAGUGUGUGAACUCUUUCGAGCUUCAAAUGUGCAAGGAAGUCACCAUUUCUUUACCAAAAGAUAAUGUUGAAAUAGUUUUAAUGCAGAAAACGUUCACCAUCAAGCGGAAUAAUGUACCUUCAACUUACAAUCCAGGAGAAUAUCCGCCUCCUUGUAAACCUGUUAUGGAAGGUAACAUCGAUAGCAUCGAAAUCUUCCAAGUAGGUCUGUUCCUUAUUGUGCGAAUCGUUGACAAGAUGAAUCCAAAGCUCACUAAAUUUGAGAUCAGGUUUGAUCAAGGAACUCGAGUCUAUGUCACAGCCAAUCCAAUUUACAAAAAUCAGCUCAAGGGUCUUUGUGGAAAUUUUGACGGUAGCAAGUCAGGUGAAAGGCUCUCGUCAACUGGGUUCAUAGCAAGUUCUGUUCCAGAAUUUGUAAACUCGUGGAAGACCGGUGAUGAUUGUGAAAAUUCGAAGCAAAUAUCGCCUUGUGAUUUGUAUCCAGACAGAUCUGCCUGGGCCCAAAAAGGUUGCAAUGAGAUUCGUAAUAAUCCUAACUUCACCAUAUGUCACGACUCGGUGGAUCCAGACGAGUACGUCAAAGCUUGUGAAUAUGAAUCCUGUCUUUGUCACGAAGGUGGUGAUUGUGCCUGUUUCUGUUCAGCUGUAGCUGCUUAUGUUCGGGCCUGUAAUCGCUUUGGAAUAUCGAUCACUUGGAGACGUGAAGGAUUUUGUGAACUUCCUUGUUGCCGUCCUUGUAAAAAUACUGGAGGGUAUAUUGCUAACAAUACAAUACCACACACGUGCGAACAAAAUCCUCAAGACUGUUCGAAAGUAGGAGACCGAUGCUGCAGAGGUGCAAGAGUUGAAGGUUGUUCUUGUCCAAAUAACACAUUCUUCGACGGUAAAAAAUGCGUACCACUGAACGAAACUUGUGAGAAUCCAUGUUCGUCAACAAGUACGAUUAGUACCAUUAGUAGUACUACCGUUGUCUCUAGCACUUCCCUCACGUCAAGUGUCUCAACAACGAUUAUCUCCUCGUCAACGAUCAGUACCCCAACAAUCAGUACAAGUCUUUCCUCGACUAUUUCUUCUUCUUCAACGACCAUUUCUAGCUCAUCCAGUGGAAUUGUCUCAUCUUCAUUCUCACUGAUAACACCUUCAAGUUCAACGCCAACCCUCACAACUAGUUUUGGAACAAGCUUCCCUUCAACUAGCUCAUC